UCUAAUCAUGCCGGUGGUGAAAAUGUCAACACGUGUGUCCUGUGGCAGAGACUUUCAUUGUUGUCCAAAUAUUAAUGAUACGUUAGAUCAGGCUUGCAAGUCGGGAUUUGAUUUUGUAUGUUUUCCAAUUGUUAACCCACGUUACAAGAGAGAAUUCAUCCAUGGACCUGCCAAGGACAGACCAGGAGCCAUUACCAGAUCUGAUAUGCUUCUCACAGGACAAGACUGGAAUUCAUUGGUUGUUGGAAAGAUAUCACCAUGGCUACAACCAGAUUCUAGGGUUGAUGUGAUAAGAAAGAACUCUGAGGCAGCUUUAAGACAGGAGUUAACCUUUGCUAGUCACUUAGCUAUACCAUCUGUACUGAUACCACUGAAAAAUGGUAAUAUUACAAAUCUAGCCAGAAUUCUCAAUGAACAUCUUGUUAACAGCUACGCUAAUCAGCAAUACUGGAUCCAUGUCCCAACAAUGUCUCCAAGGGACCAGAUUGAUCCUUUGAUUGAGGGUCAGACAGAGGAGAUAGAAAACCCAGAAGACACAUGGACAUGGUGGCACAAAUUCAGGACUCUAUGUGAUUCCCACAAGAGAGUUAGUGUUUGUUUAGAACUUACACCAGACAUGCCAUCUGUAGAAGUCCAGAAAAGAUGGUUAGCAGAGCCUGUGAAAUCAUGCUCUAUCUCUACUAGCCUGUUCCUAACCAAUAAGAGAGGCUAUCCAGUGUUAACCAGAGCUCAUCAGAUAUUCAUUCUUAUGUUAUUCAAGUUGGAAGUCCAGAUUAUCAUAACAGGUACAAACAGACACCUAGACAAAGGUAUCCACACCUACCAACAGUACCUAGAUCAUUUGUUUCAGACCCAGCCACCACCAGAUCCCGUAGCACAGUUUGCUAAAGGAUAUGAAGACUACUUACAGAGUCCAUUACAGCCACUGAUGGACAACUUAGAAUCACAGACAUAUGAGAUCUUUGAAAAGGAUCCUGUCAAAUAUUCACAAUAUCAGAAGGCUGUGUAUUAUGCUUUGUUAGACAAAGUCAAACCAGAGGAAAAAGAUACAAAAGAAAUUGUUUUAAUGGUUGUUGGUGCUGGGCGUGGACCAUUAGUCAGGGCAUCUAUAGCAGCUGCACAGCAGGCAGGCAGGAAGGUGAAAAAGAUCUAUGCUGUGGAGAAAAAUCCUAAUGCUGUUAUCACGUUAGAGAAUAUGAAAGAUGAGAUGUGGGGAGACCAAGUAGAAGUUAUAUCAUGUGACAUGAGAAAGUGGGAGGCCCCACAGAAAGCUGACAUUUUAGUGAGUGAAUUACUGGGGUCAUUUGCUGAUAACGAGCUGUCACCAGAAUGUCUUGAUGGAGCACAGCGAUUCCUUAAGGAGGAUGGAAUCAGCAUUCCGUGUGAAUAUACUUCAUUCCUAGCACCAUUGCAGUCGGAGAAACUUCACAAUGAAGUCAGAAACUGUAAAGAUAAAGAUAAACAACCUGAUCAUUAUUUUGAGAUGCCCUAUGUUGUCAGACUACACAAUUGUCAAGUCUUAGACGAACCAAAGAAAGUUUUUGUCUUCAAACAUCCAAACAGGGAUGAAGUAAUAGACAAUACACGACACAUUAGUUUAGACUUUGAUAUACAGAAUGAUGCAUUGCUGCAUGGGUUCUCUGGUUAUUUUGAAACUGUACUGUAUGCAGACAUUAAUCUUAGUAUAUUACCAUCUACCCAUUCACAAGGAAUGUUCAGUUGGUUUCCUAUAUACUUUCCAAUCAAGACUCCAUUGUUUUUGAAGAAAGGUGAUACAGUUUCCGUUGAUCUGUGGAGAUGUGUUAGUGAGAAAAAUGUCUGGUAUGAAUGGGCCAUUACCAAACCUCAAAUCCUACCCAUUCAUAAUCCUAAAGGCAGAUCUUAUACUAUUGGUUUAUAGACAAUCCAUACACAAUCUCAUUGAGAAGAAAAUGUUCAUAAUUUGCCAUUAUGUGAAUUAGAUCUGCUAAGAAAAGCAAUGAACAAAAUUUUCCAUUGUUUACAUGAAUUUAUUGUUUGAUACAUUUUUACUGUAUAUUGUGAUUGAAAAAUUGGUAAUGAUAAAUACUCCUGAUAUUAGAUAUAAGGAAUAGGUAAUGAAAUACUUUGGAUAUGAAAUUUCUGUUGUAAGAUAGUAUACUAUGUGAUCUGGUUCAACCAAACUUCUGAUUUAUAUUGGACAAAUAUUGUUAACUUUUUAUAAUACAAUGUAUAAUUAUUUACACUUUUGGUAUCAAGUAAUCUUGCAUUUGUAAUUUUAAUUAUGUUUGUGAGAGGUUCUUCAUUACCCUCUGAGAUAAAGAAUGAGACAAGAGAUAGGAAUAUAAAAUUUCAACAAUCUCAGGUCAAACUGCUCUAAGAUUGAACAUGCAUGUAGAUGAAGUACUAACAGCACAAAAACUGAAAUAUUUGUAAAGUUGAACUUGUAUUCUAAUACAUGUUAAAUGAAUUACAUAUAGGUAAUGACCAUUUGUGGGAAGGAAAAUUUUGGACCUGAAAUCUGUGUCUGUAUAUCAGCAUUUUUUUUGUUUGUUAAUUUUUACAUUACAUUACAAAUUGCAAAGUGUUCAAAAUUUUGAUUUAUUUACCUGUUAUCACAAACAAGUGAAAUGAAAUAAAAUCAACAAAUUUUUA
Mytilus californianus (California mussel) is the source of this 2634-nucleotide messenger RNA. Its product is annotated as protein arginine N-methyltransferase 5-like. The transcript is spliced from 16 exons. NCBI's taxonomy places the organism in Eukaryota, Metazoa, Mollusca, Bivalvia, Mytilida, Mytilidae. The record is from RefSeq and is a predicted model, not a curated record. Gene Ontology annotation, biological process: regulation of DNA-templated transcription; peptidyl-arginine N-methylation. Gene Ontology annotation, cellular component: cytosol; nucleus. The coding region runs from base 8 to 1900 and encodes 630 amino acids.